AUGCCACACGAUAGCGGGGAAGCAGAUGCCGACGCCUUGGUGAACUCGGUAUUUGCUGUACUACUGGCCCAACUCAGACACGGUUGUCUGACCUAUCGCAAUUCAAACCAAACUCUCCAACGCACUACACACAGACUGCCAACGUUUGAGGCUAAGACCCUGGUGAAUCAGUCCACUCACCGUCACAUUACGAUUCGUGAGACCCAAGCCACUCAGGAUAACCACACAGGAUCGACACCUUAUCACUCACACGGUCUAGAUCUGUGCGUCCGUUGGGCGACCGGUUCAACUGUGCUACCGAACCAGGCCGGUCCAAUGGACAGUCCGCUACGUAAAACAUAUAUUUGUGCCACUUUGUCUGGUCCAAGUGGAACAAUCAUGUGCGAGCACAAACUUCCCCGGACCGAUUCGCCAAACAAAUACCGUCGCGGUCGUAAAACGCGGACUCGGAAUGUGCGCAGCAGAUUCACCCAAACACUAGAUCACAAUGCACGAAGUUGUUAUGUUUGUCAGGCAGCGGCUUUGUGGGCAUUUCAGCGAAGAUUUCUGAUCAAUUAUGGCUUGUCCACCAGCACCGCCACCACCACGGGUGCAGCCAUGAUGACGACAACGACGACCAGUGUAAACGAUGCAUCCGUCGCAUGCCACUCGUCCGGGUCAGGUAACCGACUGGAUGACCGAGGCAAGUUGGAAAGUGAACCAUAUCGACGAGGUCACGUGCGCCUGCGCCCACGACCUCACUCACACUGUGAUGAAGACGAUUAUGCUCGGAUCACACAAUCAAACUCCACAGCACAUCGAUUCAAGCGUCGGCAAGUUGUCAGUGGGAAUUUUCCGGAGAUCGGAGCUCAUGAUUCUCUGUACAAUCUCUCUUUCAUGGUAAAUGAAAUGGCAACCGGUGCCGAUCGGAAGUGGAAUCCACAAGUUGUGUUCUGUGCUCCCCGGGACUGUUCACCGCAACGUUCGUAUUUCAAACGUGACGGUCUUCGUCGAAGACCGCCGGUCGGCGUGAGAGAAAGCGAUGAUUUACCUGAGCGUAGACGAAAAUCUGCUCGGUGA
Echinostoma caproni is the source of this 1059-nucleotide messenger RNA. The record is from the annotation of a GenBank genome assembly. Lineage: Eukaryota; Metazoa; Platyhelminthes; Trematoda; Plagiorchiida; Echinostomatidae.